This is a messenger RNA of Loa loa (African eye worm), 594 nucleotides long. RefSeq lists its product as hypothetical. Lineage: Eukaryota; Metazoa; Nematoda; Chromadorea; Rhabditida; Onchocercidae. The coding region runs from base 1 to 594 and encodes 197 amino acids. The transcript is spliced from 4 exons. The record is from RefSeq and is a predicted model, not a curated record.
AUGGAAACGAUUUCGAAUUACAAUGCAAUCCUCAGAAAAAAAAGCUCUCGUAAUAGUGCAAAUCAUACGGACUUUCAUAAAAGCAAAGUGCCUGCGACGAAUGAUAAACAGCUAGAACUACCUGAAGAGGAUACACACGCGCUCGUUCAAAAAGCCAGAAAAUCAAAACAAAAAGAAUUUGAAGAUAUUACUCAUUUUAGUGACGAAUUCAAACUGAAAACACGAAUUUAUAUCAUGGCAGUAGAUCCAUACAAGCAAGGUGUUUUGUUGGAGCAGCUUAUGUCUCCCGAAAAGAGUCCGGUAAGGGCACAUUCAUGCCGAACACUAUCUUGUACAGGUUUGCUCGGGAAAGCUCAUGAUAAGGGUGAAGAGGUGAGCAGUGCCGUAGCAUCCUUCAUUAUCGCCAUCGUUGUUCGGGAAGGAGGUCGAGGAGGCGAGGGGAUGGAAAAUGAUGGAUUCAAACAAAGAGAUCGAAGCACAAAGGACCACAACGACGCAGUUUUGCGUUGUCGUGGAUCUCAACGAUCAACUUACGAACCGAGUUCAUUUGACGAACUGCAUUUAGGCCUGUUUCGCUGCUUCACUCAACUUUAG